Molecule: messenger RNA, 468 nt
Organism: Thermochaetoides thermophila DSM 1495
Lineage: Eukaryota; Fungi; Ascomycota; Sordariomycetes; Sordariales; Chaetomiaceae
Exons: 1
Coding region: 1-468 (155 amino acids)
Source: RefSeq, a predicted model, not a curated record
AUGCGCUACAGAAACGGCGGCUCGCUGAUGAAUAUGGCCCAAGCCUACUGCGAACACAACAAAUUCGACAUCAACAACCCCAACGAGCUUGCCGACUGCGGUCGCGAAGUCCUUCACAGCAGCCUGAUCUACUACUUUAUUCGCGCGAUUCUACGAGGGUUGGCUGUCUUGCACGAAGGGUACGUCUCGGACUCGAACUUCGCACAGCAUAAUGAAGGCGAUAUCACCCGGCCGGAAUUGAUGAACGGCAACAUGUACAGCCUCCAACAACUCCAGGCUCUCUAUGACCGUCUCCUCCCGCCCGCCUCCCGCUUCACGCAAGGGAACUUAACACUCCCAGUCAACCUCUGUAAGCAAACCCUUAUCUGGGACCCGAUCAUGCACACCGACCUGCACGCCUGCAACAUCCAGGGUCACUACUCAAUCGCAACUGACAAGUACCUCGACCCGGACACUUUCAGCCCCUGA